AAAUAAGAUAACUAACGAAUUUCCUGGUUCAGUACGAACAGAAUGUAACGGGACUUCACAGAGUUCCUCCUCACUAGGUUUAACAUCGUCCCAUAUGCCAACAAACAUCUGGACGCCUCUUCUCUCACUGAUCCUACUUAAAUCUGUUAUUGUAGCUGAUGAAAUAUGCUGCUGUCCCGACUUCACUGUGAGUUUGAAGUGUGAAGAUAGGAGAUCAGAAUCAAUCCAGACAUCCUUUCUUAAAGCUAAUGGUUAUGUUUGUGAUGCCUUGGACGGCACUGAUGUGACAUUAGUUUGUGAGGUAGCUGACAUCAAUGAAGCAGUGAAGGAGGUUAAAUAUUCUUACUACAAGGCAAAAGAUCUUGGCUACAAACCAGUGGCUUAUGAUAUCAACAACUCUAAAAAGUUAACAGAAUGUGACGUCACAAAAGGGACCUGUGUCCUCUCAUCAGUCAAGUGGUCCGGAGCCGCGGACAGCCCGACCAAGUUUGAGAACUUUGACAACUACUUGUACCAGUGUAACGUUCAGAUCACACUGAUAGAUAACACGGUGUUUGAGCUGACCUCUAAUACCAUGCUGCUAGACGUUUACAAAAACAAAGAUGUGCCCGAUAAUUACGAAAUAGUGAAAGAGAACAAGGGCCCAUUGAACACAAACAACGGUUACGAAAGACUAAACUGUGGAGUUGGCGGUCUACCAUUCACUAACCCGCGCACAACGGCGAAAUGGUCCUUCAAAAGACUAGAAGAUUCAGAAUGGACAGAACUGAACAUACUCUCGGAACAACCUAGAAUGGCAAUAGUAGAACCUGUUAUAGCAGCAGAUUCAGCGGGUUCGUUCACUGAGGGAACACUUGUUUUGAUGAUGUUCAACCCUGCUGAAGAUACAGGCUACUACAUGUGUGAGGCUGAGUACACUACCACUACUGUGGGGAGAAAUCAGACUUACACCAGGGCAGAGUACAAAGUAACUGGCAACAAUCAGCAAAAUAAUGGGAACCCUGAGACCAAGAUGUUGUCAGCAAUAACAAGCAAAAGUUACACCCUGAAAGAUGAGUUUGUCUACUUCAAUUGCUAUGCUAGAGACACUGAUGCGAGUGAACAAGGCAGGUUCCGCUGGGUUUACGAGAAUGCUUCUGAUUUUGUGGUAGUGGACACGUCAACUGAGUUGUUCAGAGAUGUGGAGAUAAUUAACUACAACAGAACACUGAAACUGCCGUCCUACUACAAAUACUAUAACUUUAAGUUCAAGUGUGAAGUCAGCAGAGAAUCUGAAGUCAACUCAGUGCUCAGUAAUGAGUUCACCCAGCCAGUAGUCGUACCACAGGAGAUGUACAUACCACUGACGUCAAAAGCAUGCUCCAAACCUGACUCAGAAAUCAAUCUGUUCUCCAGCACCAAGUACAUGAUGUCGGAUGGUACUGAUGUUGAAGAUUUCGAACAAAAGCUAACUGGUGCCAGCCAUAGGUGGAUGAUAAACUCCAAGAUGAUCACCCCCUUCAGUAACCCUACAAGUGAGGGGGGUGUUACCACUGAGCAGCAGCUCAGGAUGACAGCUGACGUUUUCAAUAGAACUGUGCGGGAUUCUAAGGAAAACAAGUGUCAGUACUUUACUUUCCUGCAAACAAGAAGUAAAGGAUACCAACUACACGAAGUAUUGAAGAUGACGAGGACUGCUGACUCUUGUCAAGAUCUACCGGAUUGUACAGCGGUAACGCUGUUCCGGGACUGUACAGACAACUCAUUGUCAGUAAGCUUAGCAGGUGGGAGCCCACAAUGUGUGUCAGUGGAAGUAUUUAAAGGAAACAAGUCUAUCUUCAAAAGAGCUUACCCAAAAGUAGCUCCCUCAUGUUCUGAAAGGAUCCUGAACAUGACUAUAACGAAGGAGGAUCUCGAAGAGGAAGUGUUGCAAGGAAUAUAUGAAGUUCGUGUAGCUCCUGAGCGCAAACAAGGCUGCACCAAGUUCAUUAACUUUGAUGCCGAGGCAGCUGCUUACUGUAUUGAAAAGCCUGAAGAAGAACCCACUGUUGAUGAAGAGGAAACAAACUCGGGUCCGGUUGAGAGGGUCGCGUCCUGCCCACAAGAAUACUUUGACGAGACGGACAAGACUCCGUGGACUAUCAACGCCAGCAAAACUUGUGAAGUUAAAGUGACAGAACUCGGGAAACUUGGUGUCGAGCCAACGGAUGGGGCUUGCUACGAAGUCUCGUUCGUAAAGUCCUCGACAGAUUCGAUGUUUCAGAAAAUAUGUGAUCUAGAGAUACCACUCAAAAACUUGAGCCACGACAGUUACUAUGAGCUACAAUGGAAAGGCUUCUCGAAUCAGUCACAGUGUAAAUCCCAAAUUCGGGUAGCCUGUAACAGUUCGGAGGGUCUCCACUCACCUCUUCUUUUAGUAGUCCUCCUUAUUUUAGCUACUGGAAUUGUGCUGAGCUGACGAAACGAACCAGAUUUUAAUAAUAAUGACGAUUUCAAGCAAUAGUUUCACAAAGAAUGAAGAAAGCAAACACGUGCAGAAGAGAAAAACCACCCACUGAAGAAGUGUAGUAACUAGGACUGUGUAACACGUAAGACGGGCUAGUGUACCCUACUAAUUGUAGCCUAUAUAAGUAGGUGUAAGGUGAGUCGCUUACCGUAGUGCAACUUCCAUCCCAACUAAAGUGCCCUUUGAGUAUAUUACACGAUGUUAGGAUAAUGUAUAAAAGCUGUAUAAAACUCAUCGACUAGGAUAUUUUCUUAGAAUAGGUUUUAAUAACCUGGAACUCUAAAAUUACCGAGGGUUUACAGUUUCAAUUCAUCGUGUCGAUUAAGAAAUCUAAUGUGGAAUUAUUGUUUAAGGUGGUUUUAACUUAAUACAUUUAUUCAAGUUGCAGAGCCUGCAUUUCAGAGACGGGGCCGUCCCAAAAUGAAUAUAGUUAGAAUUUUACACGAAUAACGAUGAAAUCAAUUGAAGAUAAGCCCCAUGACAGUCCAAUCACUAUAUCGGAUUGUCCGAACAGUUGUGGAAAGUUGACGAUUACUAGAUAUUGGGACAGUUCCAGAUUUGCAUUUAGGUCAUGAUUAAUUUGAUUUAGUGAAUAAGAAAAUUGAUUAUUUAUUGUUAUUUGUUUUUGUUUUUGAGUAUUUAUCUAACAAGCUUAA
Bolinopsis microptera is the source of this 3141-nucleotide messenger RNA. RefSeq lists its product as uncharacterized. The record is from RefSeq and is a predicted model, not a curated record. Bases 95 to 2437 code for a protein of 780 amino acids. The transcript is spliced from 16 exons. NCBI's taxonomy places the organism in Eukaryota, Metazoa, Ctenophora, Tentaculata, Lobata, Bolinopsidae.